AUGUCGUCCCUUCCCAUCCCAUCCAUAGACCGGCCCUUCGGUAUCCACCUUUGGCCAAUCUUCUCGAAGGUUUUCGAAUUGGUCGUAGGCUAUCCGGCCGAAGAGUUCGAGUUCGUGCACGGAAAGACACCUGUCUCGACUCUUCCUAAUGCCUUGGCGAUCAUCACCGUCUACUACAUCGUCAUUUUCGGCGGUAAGGCCAUUAUGGCCGAUCGAAAGCCAUUACGAUUGAAUGCCCUCUUCCAGAUCCACAAUGUCUUCUUGACGUUUCUUUCUGGUUCGCUUUUGGUUUUGGCAAUGGAGCAGCUGAUUCCAAUCUUGCUUCGUCACGGAUUGUUCUAUGGUAUCUGCAAUAUCAACUCCUACACCCCGAAAUUGGUUGUUAUUUAUUACUUGAACUAUUUGACCAAAUAUUUCGAGCUCCUUGAUACCGUCUUCCUGUUCUUGAAGAAAAAGCCAUUGACCUUCCUCCACACCUACCACCACGGUGCUACCGCGUUGUUGUGCUAUACUCAGCUCGUCGGAACAACCUCUGUUCAAUGGGUCCCGAUCACUAUCAACUUGUUCGUCCAUGUUGUUAUGUACUGGUACUACUUCCUCUCUGCCCGUGGCAUCCGUGUCUGGUGGAAGGAAUGGAUUACCAGACUCCAGAUUGCUCAGUUCAUUAUUGACCUUGUCUUCGUCUACUUCGCUUCUUACACCUACUUCACAUCCACCUACUUCAGGUGGAUGCCCAGUGCUGGCGAAUGCGCCGGUGAGGAAUUCGCUGCUAUCGCUGGCAUGGGUAUCUUGUCUUCCUACUUGGUCCUUUUCAUCUCCUUCUACUUGGCUACCUACAAGAAGUCUGGAAAGCGAGCUGCUCGCAAGUCUAUCUCGAACGGAACCAUCAGUCUCGAUCCUAAGUUCUCCGAUGCUGCUUUGGAAAACGUCGUCAAGACUCCAACCACCCUUAAGCCUAGCCAGAACGCCCUCUCUACCACUUACGAUGGAGCCGGAAACGGAGAGCUCCGUGCUCGUGCUCCAAGCCCAGGUGGUCCAGUCACCCGUUCCAGGAAGGCCUAA
Orbilia oligospora ATCC 24927 is the source of this 1062-nucleotide messenger RNA. RefSeq lists its product as uncharacterized. Gene Ontology annotation, molecular function: fatty acid elongase activity. Gene Ontology annotation, biological process: very long-chain fatty acid biosynthetic process; fatty acid elongation, monounsaturated fatty acid; fatty acid elongation, saturated fatty acid. Bases 1 to 1062 code for a protein of 353 amino acids. Gene Ontology annotation, cellular component: endoplasmic reticulum membrane. The transcript is spliced from 6 exons. The record is from RefSeq and is a predicted model, not a curated record. Lineage: Eukaryota; Fungi; Ascomycota; Orbiliomycetes; Orbiliales; Orbiliaceae.